Messenger RNA from Tupaia belangeri chinensis (Chinese tree shrew), 1130 nucleotides. It is a transcript of the gene DUSP19, whose product is annotated as dual specificity phosphatase 19. Gene Ontology annotation, cellular component: cytoplasm. Gene Ontology annotation, molecular function: JUN kinase phosphatase activity. Gene Ontology annotation, biological process: protein dephosphorylation; regulation of MAP kinase activity. The transcript is spliced from 4 exons. Lineage: Eukaryota; Metazoa; Chordata; Mammalia; Scandentia; Tupaiidae. The record is from RefSeq and is a predicted model, not a curated record. Bases 169 to 834 code for a protein of 221 amino acids.
ACGGAGCUGCCUGUCUGUGUUUCUCUAACCGCGUGGCUGCUAUUGUCACCUGCGCGGCGAGCACCAGGGAGGCUGGGUUUGUUACCUGAGCCAUAAGGGACGAGCAGUUCUGCCCUUCUCUGUGUUUGCUGGGUUUGCUGGUACUUGUUCUCAGCCACUGCUCAUGUAAUGCACUCCCUUAACCAGGAAAUUAAAGCCUUCUCCCGGAAUAAUCUCAGGAAGCAAUGCACCAGGGUGACGACGCUAACUGGAAAGAAAAUUAUAGAAACAUGGAAAGAUGCCAGAAUUCAUGUUGUGGAAGAAGUAGAGCCGAGCAGUGGGGGUGGUUGUGGUUAUGUACAGGACCUUAGCUCGGACCUGCAAGUCGGUGUUAUUAAGCCAUGGUUGCUUCUCGGAUCACAAGAUGCUGCUCAUGAUCUGGAUACACUGAAAAAGCACAAGGUGACUCAUAUUCUCAAUGUUGCAUGUGGAGUUGAAAAUGCUUUCCGGAAUGACUUUACAUAUAAGAGCGUUUCUAUAUUGGAUCUGCCUGAAACCAAUAUCCUGUCUUAUUUCCCAGAAUGUUUUGAAUUUAUUGAACAAGCAAGAAUGAAGGAUGGAGUGGUUCUUGUUCACUGUAAUGCAGGAGUUUCUAGGGCUGCUGCCAUUGUAAUAGGCUUCUUGAUGAAUUCUGAAGAAACCUCCUUUACCAGUGCAUAUUCUUUGGUAAAAAACGCAAGGCCUUCUAUUUGUCCAAAUUCUGGCUUCAUGGAGCAGCUUCGGACAUAUCAAGAGAGUAAAGAAAGUAUCAGGACUGACAACAUACAAGAAUUACAAAGAGACAACAAUUCAUGAGUUGCAUUCUAGCAGAUGAUGGACAAUCGUGAUUUCUGAAUUGGCUCUAUAGCCAAUUGUUUCUCUUUCUUUGGAGAGCAGACUCAUAAAACUUUUUUUUUUUUUGACUGUUUUCAAGUAGAAACAGAGGUCAAUUUGAUUGUCCUAAGCUAGUCUAUAAAUAAGUUUUAAAAUCAUAUUUCUCUUUUUUACUAUAUUGUGUGAUUAAAAUGCUUCUUUGAAUUGCUGAGGAAAAAUAAUGGUAUAUUAGCAGUCAUUGAUUUCUGUACUAGAUAGUCUUAAAUUUAAAAUUUAUU